Molecule: messenger RNA, 2358 nt
Organism: Hydatigera taeniaeformis
Lineage: Eukaryota; Metazoa; Platyhelminthes; Cestoda; Cyclophyllidea; Taeniidae
Source: the annotation of a GenBank genome assembly
UUGCUAUUCAGACAAUACAGCGUGCGAGCGUAUAGUAACCUACCGGGUGCAUCAGGGAUCGGAGGAACUGGCUUACCCAGCGGAAGUUACCUUGCCAAUGCAACAACUUCGUCGACUUCCCAUGUGACUUUUGGUGCGCCGACCACUACAAUCGCCUCCUCAUCGAACUUGAGGCCAACAGAAUCUUCCAGCAGUGCUGCUGGUGGUGGUCCUCCAGCCACAACCUGUGACACCCUCAUCUCCGCGGUUGGCUCCACCGUUGCAGCACUUACAAGCGGACAGUUUGGGCUUAGCCAAAGAAAUCCUCUUGUCCGAUCGAGCUCAAUUUCUCGAAACCUUUCUGAUUCUAGAGAGAGUCAAUUCGAUGAAACUGUGGAUGGUGGUGCACGGAGGAAGGUAUCAGCAAAAGCCUCGAUUGUUCACAAUGUUGAUUGGGAUGUUGAAGGUGGUCAGUUUUCUGAGGUGAGUGAUGAUUUGCAACAGAAGGAACAAUAUAACGUACCCUUUGGCGAUCGUCGACAGGAUGACGAAGAACGUGUUGUCUUGAACGUCUCUGGCUUGAAAUUCGAAACCCAAUUAAAGACCCUAAAUCGCUUCCCAAAUACUUUGCUUGGCAAUCCGCGGAAACGCAAUAGAUUUUAUGACCCACUUAGAAAUGAGUACUUUUUUGACCGAAAUCGACCAAGUUUUGACGCCAUCCUCUACUAUUACCAAUCUGGAGGCAGACUUCGUCGACCUGUAAAUGUCCCAAUCGACGUUUUCACUGAAGAGAUAAGUUUCUACGAACUUGAUGAUGAGGCUGUCGAAAAAUAUCGUGUUGAUGAGGGUUUUCUUAAGGAGGAGGUGAAGUUGCUACCUGAGAACGAAUUUCAGCGCAAAAUCUGGCUUCUCUUUGAAUAUCCGGAAAGUUCUUUAGCUGCACGGUGUGUUGCUAUAUGUUCCAUCUUUGUAAUUACCCUAUCAAUUGUAAUCUUUUGUAUCGAAACCUUACCUCACUUCAAGCACUAUCGGAUCGCGAAUAGGACUUCCAGGCCUUCACCUACUUUGAAUGCUGCUGAAGAUGGUAAUCACUAUGUUUCCACUGAAACUACCGUGUUUGAUCCAGGAUCAAGUAUUUUACGAACAGUUCGUGAUACCUCGGCGAGUACACAAACUCAAUGGAAUGAUUUAUUUUACAAUGUGAUAAUUGUGGAAGACGACAUACCUCAUCUCGCUGAGCCAUUUUUCAUAAUUGAGACAGUAUGCAUAAUCUGGUUUACUUUUGAAUUGAUGAUUAGAUUCGCUUCAUGUCCUCAAAAGGUUGCUUUCUUCAAAAACGUCAUGAAUUUCAUUGACAUCGUUGCAAUUAUUCCCUAUUUCAUUACUCUUGGCACUGUCAUAGCUGAUGAUUCCAAGCGUCAAAAUCAGGCAAUGUCUCUUGCAAUUCUUCGUAUCAUUCGACUAGUUCGUGUGUUCCGCAUAUUUAAGCUAUCACGUCAUUCAAAGGGACUGCAAAUACUUGGUCAAACUCUCAAAGCUAGUGUCAGAGAGUUGGGACUUCUUGUGUUUUUCCUUCUAAUCUCUGUUAUCCUCUUUUCCUCGGCUGUAUACUUUGCUGAGGUAGACGCGGAGAAGACCUUUUUUCGAUCCAUACCCGAUGCAUUUUGGUGGGCUGUGGUCACUAUGACAACGGUUGGUUAUGGUGAUAUGCGGCCAGUGACAGUUGGAGGAAAGUUAGUUGGUUCUUUGUGCGCCAUAGCUGGUGUCCUAACCAUCGCCCUACCUGUGCCUGUUAUUGUAUCAAAUUUCAAUUACUUUUAUCAUCGGGAAACCGAAACAGAAGAGAAACCCAGUUUUACCACAGUUUCGUCAUGCCCACUUUGUAAGACGCCUAGCCUAUGCAGCUCAACUUCUGGGGGUGGUCUCCUUAUCCCCAAGAAAAAACACAGUCGGGACGGAAGCGUAUGCGGAUCUUCAGGAUCUGAUGGAGGAGGAAGACCUGCAGUAAGCCAAGAAGAUUCGCAACCUACUCAUGACUCUCAAGACAAUUCUGCGAGAAUUACACUACUGAGAAGUGCUGAUGACAUGCCCACGUCACGUUUGAUUUCCGAAUCUGAUAGAAAUGCUGAAGAAGGAGAGGAAAAGGCGAACAGACAUAGGAAAAAGGGGACAUUGAUGAGACCAGGUCUUCUAAAUAUCAUAACUCAACCCCUUCAAAAACUCGGCAUCAGGCCUCGGACAUCUCUUGAUCAAGCGACGGAAAUGAGGAAGCGUCCUAAUUUUAACACAACGUCAUUGCCUCCAUCGCCACAAGCUGUGGUUAUGUCGAACACUAUCACACUUUCACCAUUGAAAUCUCACCAAGAGAACAAUCAUUGA